GUUCAUUUCAAUUAGAGGCUAGGCAUUCAUGAUGGAUGAUGGAAAUUGCCAGUUUACGUUCUGUGCGUCAGAGAGAGAUGCCUUGUUAGGGGACGUAGAUCAUUUCAACGAUUCUGCAAAUGGCUACAUCAACAAUGAUGCUGUCCAAGGAGAGACUAAAGUAGGAAGAUCUCCAAGUGAUAUAGGACCUGCAGAUAAACCACCUAAAGAUAGGUAUUUCUUUGUUUACAUAGUAUUCUACACAUUUGGCAUGUGCUCCGUUCUUCCAUGGAAUAUGUUCAUUACUGCUCAGAAUUACUUUGACUACAAGUUUGCAAACCAUGAUAGCAACACGUCAACCUCUAACGUCACAUUCCUUGAUAUGACGGCAGCUCCCAUCCCUCAGACACCAGCACCUCAAACAAAGACAGAACUGCAAGACAUGUAUGAAUCCUACUUCUCUAUAGCAGCACAAGUACCAAAUGUUGUUAUACAACUUGUAAAUGUUGGUAUCAAACACAAGGUAACUCUCAAAGUACGAAUGCUUACAUCACUGACUGGCAUGUUGGUUAUAUUUAUUUUCACCACUGUAUUAACCAGGGUUGACACCAAUGAUUGGGAGAAACAGUUUUUCUGGAUAACAUUAGCUAGUGUGGUUGUCAUCAAUUGUUUUAGUGCCAUAUUCCAAGGUAGUGUGUUUGGUCUAGGGGGAUUACUGCCAAAGAAAUACACACAAGCUCUCAUGGCUGGGCAAGGAUUAGGUGGAAUCGUUCCAGCAUUGGUCUCUAUCAUCUGUCUUGCAACUUUGAAAAACUACUCGUUAGUUGGAUUUGUAUAUUUCCUCAUCUCUGUUAUUUGCAUCAUCAUAACAUACGCUGCUUAUCUGGUCCUACCAAGGAAUCAGUUUGCUGAAUACUACCUCAAUAAACAAGCUUCUCCACGAACUGGAAUGAUAGAUGUCUCAGCAUCGUUUAGCAGUAGUUUUGAAGAGAAGAAGACACCCAAGCCCCCUUUUUUGAAAAUAUUAAGCCAGAUAUGGGUUGCAGGAUUAGGGGUAUUUCUAACAUUUGCUGUGACACUUGGUAACUUCCCUGGCGUAAUAUCACAGAUAGAAUCCAUGCAUCAGAGCGAAUGGACAGAUAUGUACUUCACACCGAUCUUCUGUUUUCUUCUUUUCAAUGCAUUGGAUUAUUUAGGUAGAUCUUUGUCAUUUAUUCAGCUGCCCAGCCAAAAUCACAUGGGAGUCGUGAGUUUGUUGGUCAUUCUUCGAUUAGGUUUUUUCCCUCUGUUUGCCCUGUGUAACGUUAGCCCUGAAUCCAGGGACUCGGAUGUGGUCUUUACCCAUGAUGCCUACCCUAUUGUCUUCAUGUUCUUCUUUGCCUUGUCCAAUGGUUAUCUAGGGUCACUCUGCAUGAUGUAUGGCCCAAAGUUUGUAAAGCCAGAGCACCAGGAGACUGCGGGAAACAUGAUGGCAUUCUUCUUGGUCUUAGGGUUGGCUACAGGAUCAGCUAUAUCAGUAUUGGUCAUUUAUGUUCUUUGAAAGGUCACAAUGGUCAUAGACAGACUGUACUGGAUACAGGGUGAUGUGAAGGCUGCAUUUUAGGAGAUAGACAUUGGAUAGAAACAGAUGAUUGAAUAUACAUGGUGCACAUAUAGAGAGACCAUCACAUGGAUGAUGCAUCUAGAUUGUUGCUAGAAGCUGGGGAGAGAAGAAGCACUGACUUUUGUUCAAGUGGAACAUCACUCUUUUUUUUUCCAUUUAUAUUUGAUAAAGAAAUGAAGGUUUAUGCCACCCCCCCCCCCCCCCCCCCGUUUCUGAAAUACAACUCCAUAGCUUAUAGCUUUCCACGUAGAUAUUUGUUUUCUUCAUCGAGUAGCAAAGAAAACCCUGUGUGUGAAGUUGCUUCCUAUUUUGAAAAUUGACAGAAUAGUUUUAAUAAGAUCAGGGGCAGUAUUAUGAGAGCUCAAUUUGUGCUGAACUAGCAUUUUGGUAUUUAAAGGUCAAGUCCACCCCAGAAAACUUGAACAAGUGUAACGCUGAGUUUCAUCAAAAUCGCAUAUGAAAUAAGAAAGUUAUAUGAUAUUUUAAAGUUUUGCUUAUUUUUCACAAAAGAGUUAUCUACACAAGAGAUUUGAUGAUGUCCUUCACUCACUAUUUCUUUCUGUUUUAUUCUUUGAGUUAUACAAUAUUACAAUUUUUACAGAUUUGCCAAUUAGGCCCAACUUGACUGGACCAUGAAAUGUGAAAGCAAUGGUAAUACCACAUGUUCAAGGAGGAAUAAGAAUUUGUUUCACAGGACAAUAAGGAGAAAAUUAGAAUAUUUCAUAUUUUAUAUAAUAAAAUACUAAAGAAAUAGUGAGUGGGUGACAUCAUCAGUCCCCUCAUUUGCAUACUGACCAGGAGUUGCAUAUAACUGUUUUUGUGAAAUUGAGCGUAACUUUAAAAUGUCAUAAUUUUCUUAUUUUUCAUCUGAUUUUGAUGAAAUUUUCAGUGUUAUGCUUGUUGGAUUUUUCUCUUUUUAUUCAAAUAAUUUUUUUUUUGGGGUGGACUUGUCCUUAAAGGUUCCUUUAAAAGGGAGCUUGCCUAAAUUGAGUUGAGCACUGGUAGAGUUUUCAGAAUACCAAUUUAAAGAUUUAUUAACACUCAUUGAAAUGUUCUACUUACAAGGAAAAUUCAAUGGAGCCUUACAAGAGUUUACAGAAUACCACCCCUGAACAAGUUUGUUCAGAAAAAAUGAAAACAUGUUUACUAUCUUUUUGUACUUUGAAAAUUGAAGAUCUUUGUUCUUUAUGUAUGGAGCCUUUACCUAAGUAUUAUGUCUUGCCAUUUAUAUCUUUAAUGAAUAAAACAAGUAUGAUGGGUUUAUAGGCAGAAACACACUUUCCUAACGUAGCAACUCAUUCGUUAUGAAUAUAUGGUCUUUGUUCAUUACACAUCUCUCUUUGAAUGUGAUCAUCGUUUAAUGUCACAAGGGGGAUCAGAUCUGAAGGGUAUUAUUUUUAAGGGGCUGGAGUUCAGCAAAUUGUGAGUUAAUAAUAUAUAGCAUUUAUUAGGCGCCGAUUUAUCUAGUUUCCCAUUCAAUGGCGCACCAUAUAUUACCCCGGCUGUAGCUCCAGCUGCUAAAGGCGCUUGAUGCAUUCAAGGAAUUAAUCCUGCCGGGUACCCAUUCACCUCACCUGGGUUGAGUGCAGCACAAUGUGGAUGAGAUUCGAAUCCACAUCCCUCUCAUUGAAAGACGAGAUUCGUAAAUACUAGACCCCCAGAUUAGAACUAAUUAAAGAAAUAUUUCAAAAUCUAUUGAAAACAUUCAGAAGUUUUAUAAAGUCUGUGCAGGACUGCACACAAAUACAAUUGAUGGGUGUUUUGAAUCAAAAGCCCUUUUUACAAUUAUAUCAUUCUGUUUAGUAUUCAAUUUCAUGUUUUUUUUAAUGUUUUAUUCAUUCACUUGUUGAAUUGAAUAUCAUUCCAUGUUAAGUUUGUUCUGCCAUCAUCUAUAAACUUUUCUAUUUACAGAAACUGUAGUUAGACAUCAUUAAUGUUUAUACUGUAUGGAGUGAGAAGGAUAUACAUGUGCUUUGUUCAUAAUAUUGAAAAUUGAAAUGUUGUUGUACUUGAAAUAUUUGUACUAUUGAAGUUUUGUUUGACUAUUAUAUUGAAUUUUGAUUAUGAAGGUGCAUAUGAUGUUUCAGUACUUUCAUUAUUUUCUCUUUGAUUAUACUUAAGUAGGUUUUGAGAUGUUGAUACCAUGUUGUUAUGUAUGUCCUGAUAAAAGAUCAAUACCAUGCUGAUCAUUAUUUUGGAAGACUGCUUUAGUCAUUUUGUAUAUUAGAGAAAAGGGAAUAGUCCCUACCCAACAUCGAAGUGACAUUAUCUGUGUGGCCAAUUUGAAAUUGUGAUUACAUCUUCUUUAAAUUCUUUUAAAACAACUCUUCAUUUGGGUUGGAUUCCCUUUAAAGAAACACUUUAUUUUGUAUUUGCUCUUCGGCACACCAAUAUUUGAUGAUUUGUCAAUUCCAUAGAGCAUUAAGUAAUGUGCUUAUGCAUACACAUGAAUCAGCUGCCUAAUUCAAAUAUAAAUUGUAAAUAUUAGCAAAACAAACUUCUCAGGAUAACAGUGUAAAAUUUAAGGCACAUUGUAGAAUAUAUGUAUAGAAAUUCAUCAAAAAGUAGAGAUGAGUAUUUAAUAUAAUAUAUAUAUAGAAUCCUCUCCUGUUUUAUUUUCAGCUCAAGAUGUAUAUGUAUAUUGGGCUUCACAUUACAUUUCUAUUGUUAAAAAGUUGCAAUAAUUUAUUUGUUAUUUUUGUUCAUAGAUGAUCAUUUCUUGAAGCUAAAUAUUUAAUUGACAAAUCAAAACCCUUGGAGCUAUAAAGGACAAUAAUACAAGUUUUAAGUAUCUUCACCGCUUGUCAGCCGAGUAUGUUACUCAAGAAAAACUCCCCCCAAAAAUUGUGCUUUUCAUCGGCCUGAAUUCUGUAACAUACCAUGUCAGAAGGGAUGAUUGCAAAGGGUCUUAUGCAAAAGAGUGAAUAUUUUCUUGAUUUCAGUCUUGAAUUUGCUAUUUUUCACAAAAAGAGGAUAACUCUUUCAAUAUCUAGUGCUUACAUGGAUGGAGACUUGCAGCUCUUGACCAUGUUCUAUUUUGAUACCUUUUUUUGGUCUUAUUAGGCCCAUAUUGCUAUAUCAGGAAAAGCAGUUGCAUACAAUCUGAAUACAGGUAGAGAUGGAAAGCUGCACCAAAUGAGCAGCAAAUACAACAUGGCAAAAAUAAAGCUGGAAGUCUUCCUCAUUUAAGGACAAAACGUCUUCAGUUUCAUAUUUUCCUCUGCAAAUUGUGAAAAAAAAACACAUACCUUUGUAUUUUAUGAUCCUAAAAGUUCAUCAAACUUGCUAAGUGUCACCAAUCGUUUAGUUGGUCAGAAUUUGAAAAAGUUUGAAAUUUCCUUUGCAAAUGUGUUGGCAUCCAAUUUGAUUGGACAGUGCUUCUCAAAUGAUAAGCAUGAUUUUUGUGUAGAAAUUUUGAUGCAUUGAAUAUGAAUGUUGAAUUUUGCAGAUUGUUUGCAUCUUCUAUGUUUUUCAUGAAAUUACACCUGUGAUGAUUAACCAAUGCAGAAAUUUCAUGAUUUAUACAACAAAUUGCACAUUGGCCAGACAAUAUAAUCUGAUAUUACAUUUCCAUCUUUUGCCUAUGUACCAUACUAUCUUAUUUUUAUACGCCCGUAUUAUGGUAUGGUAUCAUGCUCGGUGUCUGUCCGUCCAGUGGCAUAUUUAGGACAAUCAGUACCCAAAAAUUAUUGAUAUUUAGACCUGAAAUCGGGACAUUUAAGAGAGACGUAAUCCCACGAAGCGGAUCUAUAACUAAGCAAUUAUUGCAGGCACGAGCAAUGAGCUGAAUUUUUUUAUAUACUAACCUGAAAGGGGACAAUUAUAAGGAGUAUUCUUAGGAAUUCACGAACUUCCUAUAUGUACCUGUAUCUCAUUGGCGUAAUGCGUGCACGAAGCGCGAGCUGGUUUUGUUGGUAUGUCCUCUCCUAAAAAGAGACGAUUGUUUGUGAAAAUUAAUGAAGAGGGUUUGUAUCUAAUAUCAAAUCAGGGCGUGAUUAUAAGUCUUUGUUAACUAAACAAGAAAAAAGAGUAACAUACCAAAAUGCUUACCCGCAGCUAGAUAUGAAAAGUUAUAUGAUAUGGGAUUGAAAAAGAAAUAUUUUAAGGACUGUUUGUUGGAAUUCUUGGAAAGAAUAAGUAUAUCACUAAUAAAAAAUUGGCACUUAUUCAUCCUUGGGUAAAAACAGGCAAGCUUCAUUUUCUACAUGGGUUCGAAACUUCAUUACCAUGGUAAUAGCGUAGGACGGGGGUCUUCAGUGGUCUUCCUUUUCUGCGACUUUAUUCCUUAAGCUUGACUUUUCUGCAUACAAAAAAAAAGUGUCGCUAAGGCGAGCACAUAAUACGCCCGCCUGAAACGCAAAAAAAGUUGACCAUUUGGGUUCAUUUAUUGUUUUCCUUUUAUUUGUGCCCUCCCCCCAAAAGUGGCACCCAGGGCACAUGCCCCCUUUGCCCCUCCCUAGAUAUGCCACUGCAUCUGUCUGUCUGUCCAACUUUUCUUUGUCAAUGCGAUAACUUCAGUUUAACUUAACCUAGGCUCAUAUAAUUUGGUGUGUAUGAUACUAGCAUGAAUCCCAGGAAGCCUAAUGAUUUUGAGAUCAAAAGGUCAAGGUCACAGUGACAUGUUUUCAUCUUACCCUUCUGCAGUCCUUGUAAAAGCGAUAACUUCAUUUUAACUUAACCUAGGCUCAUAUAAUUUGGUGUGUAUGAUACUAGCAUUGAUCCCAGGAAGAAAGGUGAAGUCACCUUGCUUGACCAAUAACUCCUUUUUCCGUGUUACAGGCGGGCAUAUGUGCUUGCCUUAGCAACACUCAGUAGUAUGGAGGCUGCAGUACAAUCAUAUAUACAUAUAUACUCAUAAAACACAAAUGAGACGAUUGUUAAUGUAUAAAUAACUUUUUUAUUUACAAAAAGAGAAGAUAGUGCUUUCUUUAUUUCAUGCCUUAUUUUCUCUAAUGUGUUUAUACAAAUGUUUACAAGAAUUGUAUGCAAUAUAUUGAAUAAUAAAGAAUUUAGAUUAAAAUUUAUCUUGAACAAAAA
Lytechinus pictus (painted urchin) is the source of this 6619-nucleotide messenger RNA. RefSeq names its product equilibrative nucleoside transporter 1-like. Gene Ontology annotation, biological process: nucleoside transmembrane transport. Gene Ontology annotation, molecular function: nucleoside transmembrane transporter activity. Gene Ontology annotation, cellular component: plasma membrane. The coding region runs from base 29 to 1519 and encodes 496 amino acids. The transcript has 13 exons. The record is from RefSeq and is a predicted model, not a curated record. NCBI's taxonomy places the organism in Eukaryota, Metazoa, Echinodermata, Echinoidea, Temnopleuroida, Toxopneustidae.